AUGUCGAGUGAAAUCUCGAUAGCAGAAGCAACUCCCGAAGUGGAAGUCAUAUUCGAAAAUGAAAUAUCUUCUGAAGAACCUCCUAUGGAGGAAUGGUCUUCUAUUCAACUGGAAUUACCUCAAGAAAAUAUAAAGCGUCUGAAAUAUGAUCAAGGACUUUAUGACCCAGGAAGUGGAGAAAUUUGUGCAGAGUAUUUGCCCCUUUCCGCCAGCUCCGUAUUCAGACACGUAUAUUACAACUACCCUGGAAUAAAAGAUCCAGGUAUUGUGGGAGCCAUUCUCAUGCCAGAAUCCAGAAUCAUCUAUCCCGAUGACGGACAAGAAUUCUAUUUGACACUUUGUAAUGAAAUGAAUUUGUGUCCCGUAAGAUCAUUUUAUCGUGGGCUGCUAGAUGAUAAAAUAGAUUUAAAGUAUUAUGGCGUUGAUCCUAAAGGUUUACGGCCUAUGGCAAUGUCUCUGAAAUUAAAUAGAUUUGUUACAGUACUUGAUUUGACAGACAACUGGAUAAACGAAGACGGCUGUUUUCAUUUGGGUGAGAUGCUCAUAGAUAACAUUAGUUUGAGAGAAUUGAAUUUGACUGGUUGUAGAAUUGGUUCAACGGGGGCAAGGCGUCUAUUUCAUAAUUUACAUUUGAAUCAAGCACUAAAAAGUCUAAAUCUAUCUAGAAAUGACCUAGGGGACACUGGCGUAGAAUUGCUUGCCAAAGCUAUUUUCAAAGGGGCAGACUUAAGACAAUUGAAUCUUAGUUUUAAUAAAUUGUCUGGAAAAUCUCCACUAGCAUUAGCUGAAGCAUUUGAAACAAAUAACAAACUUAGUCAUUUGAACAUGUCUUGGAACAGCAUGUUAUCCCCAAAUGCAAUUUUUGCUCUUUGCACUCAGUUAUCGUUAAACUCUUCAUUAGAAGAAUUGGAUUUAUCUUGGAAUUCUUUAAGUGGUAGUCGAAUUGGUCUUGCAAUAAAGAUCCUCUUGUCAAAUCCAAAAAUACGUAAUUUAUACUUAAGCAAUAAUAAAUUGGAAGGCCCAGUUAUUAAAUCUAUUUCCGUUAGCUUAGGCAAGGCUAAAAAUCUUGAUACUUUAGAUUUAUCUUUUAAUCCACUGACAACAAAAGAUGCUAUACUUUUAUUGGAACGAUUGAGAGAGCGCAGAGUGAAAUUGAAGCGACUUUUGCUUGAUAACAUUAUAGUGGAUGAAGAAUUUGUUAGUCUCCACAAAGAAAUACUCUCCUACAAAUUUCGUAGUGAAACGGUUGUAACUUGGGGUAUGGUGAGAAAAAAAUUCUCACCAGUUGGUACUGAUAUCAGAGAAAUAGUAUUUAAUAGAUGCGAGGCAAUCUGCAACAAAUCUAAGAAAAAACGUGUUGAUAUAGCUCUAGUUAUUCAACAAAUGUAUAGAGAUGACCCUGAACCGAUGAGCGUUAAGACUUUUGCUCAAAGAAUAAGGGCCAAUGGAGCUCAGCUCGAUGAUGAUUUGAUUGAAGAGAUGGCUAAUAGGUUUCCAGGUCCUAAAAGUGAUAAAAUAAAAUUAAUAAGUUUGCCUGCAGUCAUAGAAUAUCUUAAGCGAAAAUGGCCAGAACGAAAACUUCCUCCUACUCCACCCCCCGAACCAGAACCUGAGCCAGUUAUAAAAACAAAGAAAGGUAAAAAUAAAAAGUGA
This is a messenger RNA of Amyelois transitella, 1653 nucleotides long. RefSeq names its product leucine-rich repeat-containing protein 74B-like. The coding region runs from base 1 to 1653 and encodes 550 amino acids. NCBI's taxonomy places the organism in Eukaryota, Metazoa, Arthropoda, Insecta, Lepidoptera, Pyralidae. The record is from RefSeq and is a predicted model, not a curated record. The transcript has a single exon. Gene Ontology annotation, molecular function: protein binding.